AUGGUGGAAGACAAUCAUGCGAGAGGCGAGGACCACGAAACAGCCGAGUAUACUUACCAACCAGGCAACCACUACAGGCGAUGGACGUAUUGUGCAAAAGGCGAUUCGGGCUCGAUUGUUUUCGAUGAGGACGGUAAGGUUAUUGGGCUGUAUUCUAUAGGAGUCAAGACCCGGAAGUCCGAUAUCAACGAAGAGUUCGGGAUAGUGACCCCCAUUGAACAUAUUUUCCAGGAUAUCAAGGACUUUUUAGGGGAUGUUACGGAUAUCCGAGUGACCAUGGACUAA
Messenger RNA from Fusarium venenatum, 285 nucleotides. RefSeq lists its product as uncharacterized. The record is from RefSeq and is a predicted model, not a curated record. Lineage: Eukaryota; Fungi; Ascomycota; Sordariomycetes; Hypocreales; Nectriaceae. Gene Ontology annotation, molecular function: ATP binding; RNA helicase activity; RNA binding.